AGUUACCAGUGAAAGCUUUGAGAUGAGACAAGGAAGUAAAUGUCUCUCGAAGUCGGAAAGAAAGGACAAAGGAGAACGAAGGGAACUGAAGAAGGAGACGAAGGAGGAUGAGGAGGAGUGAGGGAAGGAAGAGAGGAGCAAGGGAGGUAAAGGAGGCAGCGAGUGGCACUAGCUAGCAUCUCUACCCCGCCAAGGAAGGGAGGAGUGCCACAGUGCCCAAAGCCUCGCCAGAUGCCAGUCCAACGUUAGCUCGUGGCGGGGUGCUAGGCGAAACAGAAUAAGAAAAAGAUGUGAAAGUGCGGAAAGAAAUGAACUAGUAAAUUAUAAAGAAAGACAAGAAAUAUAAAGGAAAUAAAUAAAAAACAAGAAAAUACGAAGAAAGGAAGUGUAAAGAAAGAAUACGAAACAAGGAAAAGAAAAGAAAGAAGGAAAGGAAAGGAAAUAAAAGAGGAAAGCAAGAAAGGAAGCAAAGAGUGAAAGGAAGGAAGGAGGCAAAGAAGAGAAAGGAAGGAAGGAAGGAAGGAAGGAAGAGAGAGAGGAAGGAAAACUAACAGAGGAAUUCGCACUUCAACAACAACAACAACUACUACUACUACUACUACUACUACUACUACUACUACUACUACUACUACUACUACUACUACUACCACUAUAAAAUGCAAAGUAUGAAUGACGCGAGUGAAGAAAAACAUGAAAAAACAAAGAAACAACAAAGCGAUUUAACGUGAAGAAAGACCAGAGAGAGAGAGAGAGAGAGAGAGAGAGAGAGAGAGAGAGAGAGAGAGAGAGAGACCACCACACCACCACCACCACCACCACACGACCACCACAUGUAAUAAUGCCUCGCUCAGCCUCCCUCUUCGUCCUCGUCCUCGUCAUCCUCGCAGUAACUCCACCUAUAAGGGCAGAGGGUGGGAGGGUCAGCAGACGCCAGCCCCCCGGGGAGAUGGUGGUGGUGGAGGGGGGCGAGGCCAGCCUACCCUGUGCCAUCACCCCGCCCACUCCCGGGAACACCCCCACCGCUGGCAAGACUCCCCGCGGCACCGUGCAGCUCGUCCUAUGGUACAAGGACGGCUACAAAGCGGCCUUGUACAGCUACGAUGGACGCGACCCCCACAAUCCCGUACACUGGAGAAACAGCAACGGCGGCACAGACAGCAGACAGCUAUCCUUCACCCUCCCGCCCACGCCCCCGCCCAUGGACAUGCCCCAUCUCGCCUUCCUCAAGCUCACCGACGUCCAGCCUUCUGACGAGGGCGUGUACAGUUGCCGCGUCGACUACCACCGCGCCAGAACCACGGAGACCCGAACCAAACUGACUGUCGUGGUUUCACCGUCGCAGCCGCUGGUGGAGGUGUGGGCGAACGGGAGGUGGCGCGCGCCCACCAGGGAGGCCGCCGCUACCCAGGUGGAGAUAGGGGCACGCCUGACCCUGAGGUGCACGGUGAUGGGAGGUCUCCCCCAGCCAGAGGUUACGUGGUGGCGGGGCGGGGAGCAGCUGCUGGGGUCGGUGCGGGUCGUGGGCGGCGAGGCUCGGAGCGUGGUGGAGGUGGAGGUCGGAGAAGCAGACGCCCACACGCCCCUCGUCUGCCAGGCCGCCAACACUCCCCUGACGGCCCCACUUCGAACCCCGCUGCACCUCUUGGUCUUGUCGUCGCCGUCGUGGGUACACAUCGUGGGUGCCAACAAACCCAUGUCCGCGGGGACGGCCUACAUGGUGGAGUGCCGAUCGAAAGGAGCGCGACCCCCGCCCGUGCUCACCUGGUCAGUGGGCGGCGAAACCAACGUCUUCGCCUCCUCGCAGACUGAUGCAAAAGGGGAGACAGUGAGUCGCCUUCGGUACAUCCCUGAGGCCAGCCACGCCGGUUCGCUCCUGACAUGCACCGCCCGCCCGCCCGACCACACCGCCGGCAGCACCCCGACGGCCUGGCUGAAGAGUGACUCCGUGACCCUGAGCAUCAUGUAUAAACCGGAAGUGGAGCUCAACUUUCGUCGUCUACAAACUUCGAAAGGAAAUAAGAAGAAGAAACCCUCCCCCUUCACCCCCUCCUCCUCCUCCUCCUCCUCCUCCUCCGAUAAGAGUGAACAGGCCGAUGCCAAAACCAACAACGACAGAGGAAGAGAAGGAAGAAGAGGAGGAGGAGGAGGGCGAAAGAGAGGAAACGAACCAGUACACGAAGAGGAAGGAAGAAGAGAAGGAGGAGGAGGAGAAGGCACACAGCAGUUUACAGAGAGCAAGAAAGAGAUUGAGGAGGAGGAGGAGGAGGAGGAGAAAGGGGAGGACGAGGAGGGGGAGGAGGGCACAUAUAGUUUGGCUGAGGGGGAAGGUGGGGUUCUACAGUGCCAUGUGAGAGCCAGCCCGCCCGCUUUCCACGUCAGCUGGCAUCGUGACGGCGCGCCGCUCACCCCCGGCUCCCGCGGCACCUGGGGCGUGGUGGUGAGCAACAUGAGCGUGGUGGUGCAGCGGGCGCGGCGGGAGGACGCGGGGGAGUACACGUGCACGGCCCACAACCCCGAAGGCUCCACCCGCAGCGACCCCGUCAGGCUGGCGAUCAACCACGGCCCUGAGUGCCAGCGGUCCACGCCCCUGGUUAUGGGCGCGCCGCGCCACCACCCCCUCAACGUGACGUGCCACGUGUCCGCGUACCCGCCCCCCGCCGGGUUCUCGUGGGCGCUGCGCUCUUCCGUGGGUCUGCUGCAGGUGCCACAGAACAUGAUCACCUGGCGGGACUCCACCUCCUGGAUCUCGUACACGCCCCGCGGCGCGCAGGACUACGGCGAGCUGCUGUGCUGGGCCCACACCAGGAGCGGCCGCCGCCAGGAGGAGCCCUGCGUGGCCCGCUUGCAGCCCGCAGACACUCCCGACGCCCCAGAACGGUGCCGCGUCUCCCGCAGGACACCAUCCACCCUCACCGUGUCCUGCACCGCCGCUCACGACGGGGGACUGCCGCAGACCUUCCACGUGACGGUGUCCGCCGGGGAGCGCCACGUGAGCAACGCCAGCAGCGCCUCCUCCGAGGUAACGGUGCGCGGCCUGCAGCCCGACACGGCGUACAGCCUCACGCUGUGGUCCGCCAACACGCACGGCGCCAGCAGGCGCAUCACGCUGCAGGCCUCCACCACGCCCGCCAACAUCACGGUGUCCACCUCCAGCAGCAUGAACGGCCACGUCUCGGGGGGCGGCCCGCGCGAGGAGGGGCCACUCAGCACCCUGGGUCCGCCCCUGGUGGCCGUGGUGGCCGUGGUGACGGUGGUGGGCGUGGUGGUGGGCGUAGUGGCGGGCGUGCUGACCCGCAACAUUACACUCCCAGUGCGAUACUCCGCCGACCACGACGACGACGACGAAGACUACCACGCCGCGCCGCCCCCCUCACCUGGCCGCCGCCUCAAGGUGCACCUGCGGCGAUCAGGCCGGGGGAAUGGCGCCCUAGCCGAGCACCUUCGCAGGCCUUCAGCACGCUAUGAGUUCUUGGAGACGGCGCGGAGGGAGCCCCACGUGUACGACGACCCGGUGCCUCUGCGGCGGGAGAAGCGGGACAAGAUCUACGAGGAGCUCCGAGCCACGCCGGAGACGGAGUGCUCCACGCUGUCCGCGACGCCCUCAGACCCGGACAGCCUCAAGUCCUGCCAGUCCCUGCCGUGGCACAUCCCCAACUCUCGCCUCCUGCGAAACAACGACUUCAAUAACACAAGGAAGCCUGUCAGAGUCGAGCCACCCAAGUUGCCUAACCCGGGCGUGUGUGUACCUCAGUCCCCACUUGCUGCCUCGCCCACAUCCUCCACGAAAUCCACUCCAGGAAAGGAUUUCCGUCUCAUCCUCAUCCCGGAGACCAGCAAGAUGAUCCAGUUUGCCGUGGAGCGCGACACGAGGCUCAAGUCGUACUUUUCAACGGACGCGUCCUCGCCAGUCUCGGAUGGCAUGCCAAAGUUCCCAGUCAUAACGGAGGAAGAGGAGCUCAAGCUGAACGCCAAGGAAAGGGACGUCUGCAUUGUUCCAGGCGACCCUCAAAACUUAUGUCCGAGGGAGGCGUCCAUCAACAGUGGGCCUCCAGGCAACCAGAACUGUUUUGUUUCGGGAGACCCUCAAAAGCUGUAUCAAAGUGCGGUCAACAGAGGCUCUACUGGGAACCAGGACAGUUUUGUUUCCUACGACCCUCAAAAGUUACACCAUGGAGCACCUGCAGGGACCCAAGACCCAAGGAGGGUGGUGGUGCCAAGCGUGAGGGUGGAGUGCCAACCCGCUGCUGUUGAAAGAAUGAACAACCUGAACACUGUGAAUAACAACAUGGCCUGGAACUGCCACAUACUGCAACCACCGAAAGAAAAGAUUAUCAGCGUGGACGAGAACACGGCCCUGCUACCGCCGGGGACACCAGAGAAAAGAGUGACCUCCGUGUGCUGCAAAAACGCCCGAGUCUCUAGCCACAGACCCGAGCCUUCACCCACUGACCCGAAGCCUCCGUCCAUCACCCAUGAUGACACCCUGCCCCAAGAAGACGGCGACCAGAGGAAGGCAAGGGAACAAAACGCUGGCCUAGAGGAAAAACGCAAACAGGAAAAGGACACAGCGGGGGCGAGUGACGACCCGCCAAACAUAUCCAUCAUUUCCCUGCCUCUCGUGCACGGCGGGGAGGAGAAAGAGAAGGUUCCGGGCGUGCUGGAAAGCGGUGCGCCUUCCCUCCCUCUGCCCACGAGACACCACGGCUGUAGCGUCAUAAACAACAACAAUAACAGUGGUAGUGAGAGCAGACACCACCCCUACCGGCCUGCCCUGGCAAGCAUCAAGAGAAGCUACCGAUCGCCCUCCGCGGGCCAGCUCGCGGCCAUCCUCGACCCCAUGAUCGUCCCCGUGGAAGGCAUCAACAGCACCAGCAGCAGCAGCAGCAGCAUCACGCCACGCACCGCCAGCCAGCACAAGGCACGCGCAGGCCUCACAGCACUCUUCAGCCUAACAGCAUCCUCGUCCUCCAGUUCUCCUUCCUCCUCCUCCUCCGCGUCCUCGUCCUCCUCCUUGUCAUCGUCCUCCUCGGCCCUCCGUAAGCGUGGCCUCAAGAGGUCAGGAAGGAGAAGUCACCUGGCUAGUCCCUUCUGGCGGCCCCGCAGCCAUCCCACGACCUCUGGCCUGCACGCCGCGACCUCCCCAUCCUACCUUCACCCCGCUAACGCUUCCUCCUCAUCAGCCUCCUACUCCUCCUCCUCCUCUCCUCCAUCUCCAAGGUCAUCUUACUCCCUCUCCUCCACCUGCACUUCCUCCUCCUCCUCCUGCUUCCCAUACUCCUCCACCGCCUCCUCCUCGCCUCUCUCCUCCUUCUACUCCUCCGAAAACUCCCUCACCAUCUCGGUUUCUCUCUCGCAAGACGCCUCCUCCACCUCCUUCCCCUCUUCCGCUGCCUCGUCUUCCUCCUUCUCCUCGCCCUCCUCCUCUUCAUCAACCAGCUCUCCUCUUUCCUCCUUUCUCUCUCCCUCCCUCACCUCUCACUCCGCCUCCUCCUUCCUCUCCCUCUCCUCCUGUUCUACGUCCCCCGAAUCAACUUUUUCUGGACAAAUAACUCCAACUUGAGAGAGAGAGAGAGAGAGAGAGAGAGAGAGAGAGAGAGAGAGAGAGAGAGAGAGAGAGAGAGAGAGAGAGAGAGAGAGAGAGAGAGAGAGAGA
Molecule: messenger RNA, 5652 nt
Organism: Eriocheir sinensis (Chinese mitten crab)
Lineage: Eukaryota; Metazoa; Arthropoda; Malacostraca; Decapoda; Varunidae
Exons: 14
Coding region: 839-5560 (1573 amino acids)
Molecular function (GO): protein binding
Source: RefSeq, a predicted model, not a curated record